GUGGAGACAAUAUAAUUAACAACAUCGUAUGUCUCUCUCUCUCUCUCUCUCUCUCUCUCUAUAUGCACACCCCCCUUAUUCCUUCUAUAACUUACUUCCAGAAUGUUUCUUCUGUGUAUUUAACCAAAACCCACUCAUCAAAUCAACCAAUAUCCUCCCCUCCAUGAUAUAGAUAGACACAUAUAUCCUAACCCAAUCAAGAGCCAAACUGACUUGACCCUACAGAAAAAGAAAAAGAAAGAAAAAAGAAAGAAAGAAAAAAAAAAAAAGAAAAAAACAACCCAUCUCCAACCCAACCAUGCCCUCCAUAGUCCAAACCCCCGACAGCUCCCCGCUAACCCCGCGCAUCACUAAAUUCACAAACUGCCGCCUCCCGCUCAACGGCCAGCUCAUCGAGCAGGAUCUCUGGGUCGAUUCCGCCUCCGGCAAAAUCCUCCAGGACCAGCAGGCCUUCUACGAGUUCCAGCUCAGCCCGGACCAGACCGUCGACCUGGGCGGCCGCAUCCUGGCCCCCGGCUUCCUCGACGUGCAGAUCAACGGCGCGAAGGGGUUUGAUUUCUCCGUGCCGCAGGCGACGAGGGAGAAGUAUGAUGCGGGUUUCAGGAAGGCGUGUCUGGCGCUGGUGAGGAUGGGGGUUACGUCGUUUUUGCCGUCGGUGACGAGUCAGGCGGCGGCGGUUUAUAAGACGGUCCUACCAUCCCUAGGCCCCUCUGGCGGAUCCCGCCGCGCGGAGGACGGAGCGGAAUCUCUCGGCGCACACGUCGAAGGGCCCUUCCUCAGCCCGGGUAAAAAUGGCAUCCACACCUCCAGCGUCCUCCUCGCCGCCACCAACGGCUUCCAGGACUUAAUAGACUGCUACGGCGAAGAAAACCUCCUUAUCCCCCAAGAUGCCUCCACCCCUACAACCGCCUCCGCCUCCGCCUCCUCCGCAGUCUCAACCACCACCACCACCAUCGCCACCACCAAUAAUCCUAAUAACAACCCAAGCCCAAACAUAAAAAUGAUCACCGCCGCCCCCGAAGUCGGCGUCAUGAACUCCCUCAUCCCCCCGCUCACCGCCCAAAACAUAAUCUUCUCCAUCGGCCACUCAGACGCCACCUACGAACAAGCCCUCGACGCCCUCGCCGCCGGCGCAACCAUGAUCACCCACCUCUUCAACGCCAUGCGGCCCUUCUACCACCGCCACCCGGGCAUCUUCGGCCUGCUGGGCAAGCAGUCCCAGCAGGCCACCCGCCCCUUCUACGGCCUAAUCGCCGACGGCAUCCACCUGCACCCGACCAGCAUCCAGAUCGCCUACCACGCGCACCCGGCGGGCAUGGUGCUGGUGACGGACGCGAUGAAGCUGUGCGGCAUGCCCGACGGCGUGUACGAGUGGACGAACGGGGAGCGCAUUGUCAAGAGCGGCGCGCUGCUGACGCUGGAAGGGUCGGCGGAGGGGAAGAUUGCGGGGUCCUCGGCGACGCUGAUUGAGUGUGUGAAUAAUUUUCGGAGGUGGGCGGGCACGGGGGUGGUGGAGGCGGUGCGGGCGGUGACGGAGACGCCGGCGCGCAUGCUCGGGGUGGAUGGGGUCAAGGGGGUGUUGACGCCCGGGGCGGAUGCGGAUUUGGUGGUUUUGGGGGAGGAUGUGGAGGGGUCGUUGACGGUUGAUCAGGUUUGGAAGUUUGGGGUGAGGGUUUUUGAUCGGGAGAAGGAUGGGGAGCGGGAGGAGGUGUGAAUGUGGAUGCGAGGGGGUGAAAAGGAGGAGAGCUGGGAGGGAGAGAGGGGGCGGUUUUGGAUGUUAGCCUCCCACCAGGCUCUGCAUAUUCCUCGGGGAAGUUGCUGCUCUGUCUUGUUUCAUUAUGUUUGCUUUCAUGAUCUAUCCGCAUGGGAUAUCUUUCUCCCCCCCCCCCCUUUUUUUUUUUCUUUUCUUCUUCUUUGCACUGCGAAGAUAUAUAUUUUGCCAUGAUUAGUUGAUAUACAGAUUGAAAAAUAAGUGCCCUAAAGAGUUUUUGAUAGAGAUAUUAUAGAUAAAAACGAGUUCAUUCAUGUACAGUACGUUUUACAUAUAUAGUUGAAUACCAUUUUUUCUGCCUUCCUUGAACCCC
Molecule: messenger RNA, 2084 nt
Organism: Blastomyces gilchristii SLH14081
Lineage: Eukaryota; Fungi; Ascomycota; Eurotiomycetes; Onygenales; Ajellomycetaceae
Product: N-acetylglucosamine-6-phosphate deacetylase
Exons: 2
Coding region: 299-1714 (471 amino acids)
Biological process (GO): N-acetylglucosamine catabolic process
Molecular function (GO): N-acetylglucosamine-6-phosphate deacetylase activity
Source: RefSeq, a predicted model, not a curated record